Molecule: messenger RNA, 746 nt
Organism: Lycium ferocissimum
Lineage: Eukaryota; Viridiplantae; Streptophyta; Magnoliopsida; Solanales; Solanaceae
Exons: 2
Coding region: 298-639 (113 amino acids)
Source: RefSeq, a predicted model, not a curated record
GACAAUAUCCGUCUCUAUCAUAUAUAGUUGUGUUAAAUAAAUAUGUUUCAAAUGUAUGUCAUUUGUUCCCACUUGUGUUUCUGUUAGGUAAAAUUUACUAUUGUAUUAACAAAAAUAGAUCUAAUGUAUUGUUUCCAGAUUAUAUUAACCUAUAAAAUUAAUUCAACAGAAGUAUAAACUACUUGAAAAAUGUAUGAAUGAAAGCAAAGAUACUGUGAAUUUACUGCAGAACCCUCAAAGUAUGUCAACCAACGAAAUGCUGACAAAAAUUUGCAGCGCCGUACUAGAUAUGCACAAAUGUCACCUGAAAGAAAACAAUUAUUUUUGUCCCAACUGAGAGAUAAAAGAGCCGAAUUGAAAAAGCGUAAACUCCUUCAUCAUUCAAGUAAUAUAGUCUCCUCUCAGGAAGUUGAUAGCCGACCUCCAAAAAAAAGAGCUCUUCCAAGUAUCAGUCAUACAUUAUCUCUCGACCAAGGUCAUGCUUCUUCAGCUACAAAUAUACUACAAGAUGAAAGAGCUGAAUCGAAAAAGCGAAAACUUCUUCACCCUUCAAGUAACAGUCUGGAAGUUGAUAGCCGGCCUCCAAAAAAAUGUGCUCUUAGAAUUAUUAAUCCCUCAUUAUCUCCUGAAGAAGGUUAGCAAACCACAUUCUUAUCUUGCCUUUUCUAAAAUAUUUUGAUACAAAUUGUAUUUGUAUAUACGCAUGAUGCUUUAUGAGUAUAAUUAUAUGCUUUGUUUGAUCUACU